AUGAAUCGUAAAGUACAUAUUCGCGUACGUCCAACAGAGGAAAUUGCUACAGAUUAUAUCAAAUUAGGUGAAGAUGGACAGUCAGUUACUGUUAAAUCCUUAAAAGUUCAUCCAAGAUCUUUUUUGAAGCAUCAAAUUUCUUCUUAUACGUUUCAUUUUCAAAGCAUUUUAUUAAAUACAGAUCAGCAAGCAAUGUUCAACCUUACAACUCGUCCAGCACUCGAUGCUGCUCUUAAUGGCACUCCAAGUUGCAUUAUCUGCUGUGGAGGCGUUAAAAGUGGCAAAACAUAUACGUUAGAUGGUCCAGAUAAUGACUAUGCUAACCGUGGCUUAGUUCCAAGAGCUAUUCAGUAUUUAUUCUCAAAACUCGCUGCAGCUCCAGAAUUAGAAGUCAAAGUUAGAUGUUCUUACAUUGAAUUUCUCAACGAACAAUUAUUCGAUAUCCUUAACGCAUUCAAUGGGCAGCCAGCUAAAGAAUUGAAGAUAACAGAAUUAAAUGAUGAAUCAAUUGCAGUUAAAAACCUCUUGACUCCUUUAAUCAAAGACGAACAAGGUGGUCUUGAGUGUCUUUUCAAAGGUAACGCAUACAGAAAUCUUAAUCCUGAGCACCUUAAAACUACAUCAGUUUUUACUCUUUGGUUAGACUCAGAUGUUCCACAACCAAACACAGAAAAGCCUCUACACUCUAAGAUUAGCUUUGUUGAUAUGGCAACAGCUCUAAAAAUUGGAGAUAUGAACCGCGAUUCUGAUGAGUUCCACCGCCAAGCAAAUAUCAACCGUACAAUGACAGUCCUCGAGCGUGUUCUCAUUGCUGAUGAUCAUAUUCCUUACAGAUCGUGUCCAUUGACACAUUUCCUCAAAGAUAGUUUACCAAACCGCUGUUUGAUUGCCUGCUGCAGCUUUGAUCGCGACAACCUCGCUCCAACACUUGCUACGCUGAAAUUCUCCUCCUGCGUUCAAGGAGAAACUUCAGAUGAUAUAUUAAAUCUCAAAGAGCACAAAGACAGCCAAAUCAACCGUUUACAGAAAGAAAUAGAUGAUAUGCGUGCCCAGCUGAGAGUUAAGAACCCUCAGAUGUCAUUCUGUGAGCCUGACAGACAAGAAAGACAAAUUAUUGCAGAAACCGUAAAUUCUUUCCUUUCCGAUGCCGUACAAUCAUUCCCCAUCAGAUCAUUAUACGAAAUCCGUGCUGCCCUCUCAAUUAUGAAAGACCAAUUCCGAUCACAAAAAGUGGCAGCUGAAGAACAAUUAAGAGAAAAGUACGUUUUUACAGUCAAGCCACCAGAGCCGACAAAAGUUGUUGAGCGACAAGUGGAAGAGAACCCAAUGGCACCAGAUGAAUACAUUUCCUUCUUCCCAUUGUUGCCAACUGAGAAAGAAUUGUGGCAAAUCUACCGUUCAACAGCUGGCGAAGCUGUUAAUAACGAGAUUAUGGAGCGCCAAGACAUGAUAGCCGAGAAUAAGAAGAAAGUUCGUGAUAUCGCGAUAAUUGUCAACCAACAUAAGGCACAAAUUGACGCUUUGAAGGCACAACUUGAAGAAAAACAGAAGAAUAGAUUACCACCAAUCGAUGGCGUAUUAGUUAUCGAUGAAGAAGAACUUAAAAUUAGAGAAGAAUUGACAACCGUCAAGAAGAACUACAAAGAAGCAUUUGCCAAAUACCAAGAGCUUAAGGAGAAGGAAAAGACAAUGACAGACGAGAUUACUGACAUGGAAUCGCAGAUGGAAAGCGGAUUCAAACAAUGGAUGGAAGAAAGAGAUGUCAAACAGACAGCAAAGAGCGAAGAAGAGGAAGAAAACGAAGAAUUACUUGAUAAGGAAGAAAGGAGAGAAAGAAGAGAAUAUCAGAAAAUUGUUGAAAAUGAACCUAAAGCUGCUCCUUAUUUCUUUGCUCAGAAGAAGAUCCAGAAGAUAUUAGAAAGAGAAUUCAGAAGAAAUGGAACAAGAAAACAACCAGUGGAAGAAGAACAAUAA
Messenger RNA from Trichomonas vaginalis G3, 1974 nucleotides. Its product is annotated as microtubule motor protein. Gene Ontology annotation, biological process: microtubule-based movement. The coding region runs from base 1 to 1974 and encodes 657 amino acids. NCBI's taxonomy places the organism in Eukaryota, Parabasalia, Trichomonadida, Trichomonadidae. The record is from RefSeq and is a predicted model, not a curated record. Gene Ontology annotation, cellular component: microtubule; kinesin complex. The transcript has a single exon. Gene Ontology annotation, molecular function: ATP binding; microtubule motor activity; microtubule binding.